This is a messenger RNA of Abrus precatorius (Indian licorice), 3840 nucleotides long. RefSeq lists its product as uncharacterized. The transcript is spliced from 2 exons. Gene Ontology annotation, molecular function: nucleic acid binding. The record is from RefSeq and is a predicted model, not a curated record. The coding region runs from base 1 to 3840 and encodes 1279 amino acids. NCBI's taxonomy places the organism in Eukaryota, Viridiplantae, Streptophyta, Magnoliopsida, Fabales, Fabaceae.
AUGGCUCAAGAGGCACAAUUUUCAUCAUACAAUAAUGCACCUUCAGCUAUAAGUGAUUCAUUAAUCACUCAACAACAAUCUACCCAACCCCCAGGCAUGCCCUCAAACAUCACCGAAAGCCCUCAAACCUUUCCUAUAUUGCCAAAGGAUACUAUUCCUAACCCACAGGUUAUCCUUCAACAGCAAACUAUCAACCUGAGCACCCAAGGGAAUCCACCUACCCGCAUUGGUAUUGCUAACACAUCUUUUCAUCCCACUAUUGAAGAGUUUCAGCCAGAUGAGGAUGAUCCUUCUAAAGGGAAGUUGCAACUCUUGGAAGACAGGUUGCGAGCUGUUGAGGGUAAUAGUUACGGUAUUGGAGACGCAAUUGACCUUUGCUUGGUGCUAGACCUAGUAAUUCCUCCAAAAUUUAAAGCACCAGAAUUUGAUAAAUACAAAGGCAUUACAUGUCCAAAGAGUCACCUAACAAUGUACUGCAGGAAAAUGGCGUCGCAUGCCCGUGAUGACAAGUUGUUAAUCCAUGUCUUCCAAGAUAGUCUAACUGGGGCAGCUUUAAAUUGGUACAUGCAUCUGGAACGUACUCGUAUUCGUUGUUGGAAGGAUCUGGUUGAUGCUUUCCUGAAGCAAUACAAGUACAACAUUGACAUGGCUCCUGAUAGAUUAGAGCUUCAAACCAUGAUGAAGAAAGACCAUGAAACUUUUAAAGAAUAUGCUCAAAGAUGGAGAGAGACGGCAGCACAGGUUGAGUCACCCCUUUCAAAAAAGGAAAUGGUUUCUUUAUUCAUUGAUACUUUUAGAUCUCCCUAUUAUGACAAGAUGAUUGGAAGUAUCUCUGCAAACUUCUCUGACGUUGUCAUUAUAGGAGAAAGAGUAGAAAGUGGCAUGAGAAGUGGAAAAAUUGCAUAUGCUACGGGGGCAACUAGCAUCAAGAGGCCAUUGAGUGGACCUGGGAAAAAGAAAGAAGGGGAAGCCAAUGCAGUAACGUUUCACCCCUCUAGAAAAGUCGACCGUAGACCAGCCCAUACCCCCUAUAAAUCUUACCAUCCCAACACACAAAAUCCAUCCUCCACACUCCCUAUACAACCACCCCAAACCAACCAAGCCCAUCACACUUAUCCUAACCAAGCUAGACCCCAAAACUAUCAAGACCGAAAAUCAGUUCACUUCGACCCCAUCCCUAUCACCUAUACAGAACUGUUAUCUCAGUUACUGCAGAGCUCAAUGGUGGUGCGUUGUCCCAUGAAACCCCUGGAACCCCCAUAUCCCAGGGGGUAUGAUCCCAAUGCUAGGUGCGAAUACCAUGCAGGUGCUGUUGGCCAUUCCACAGAAAAUUGUAAGGCACUAAAGUUUAUAGUGCAAGAUUUGAUUAAUGUAGGGUGGAUAAGUUUUGAGGAGAAGAAUCCCAAUAUCGGAAGCAAUCCUUUGCCAGGUCAUCAGGGACCGUCUAUCAACCUCAUUAAUGAAGGCAGAGAACAAUUCUUGAGGAGAAAAGUUGAAGAAGUGAAGACCUCAUUGAAGUCCAUUUUUAGAGAAAUGUGCAAAUUUGGACUACUUAAGCGAUGUUCAGAAAGAGGAAAUGGUUGUGAGUUUCAUCCUAAUGCAACCCACACAUUGGAGGAAUGUAUUGAAUUUACCCACACUUUGCAAGACCUUAUGGAUAAGCAAUUAAUUCAAAUUAGUUGCUCUAAGAUUGAUCAAGAAGUGUUAGCAGUUGACGAGUUGACCUCAAACAGCCCAAAACCUUUAGUGAUCCAUUACACUAAGAAAAGAAUCGCAUUGGUAUCUACUCUACCAAAGCCCAUCACUUUACGAGUCCCUAUGCCUUUCCCAUAUAAGGACAAUAAAGCGAUACCUUGGAAAUAUGAUGUGAAAGUUUACACUAAUAAUCAUGGAGAGAGUCAAUCAGAGGACAUUGAUUCCCAUGCUGUUGAUGUUACAAAUAUCGCUGGUGUCGGAGGUAUGACUCGGAGUGGUCGAAUCUAUACUCCUGAGGAAUUGAGGAAUGAACAGUUGAUAGAAAAGAGGAAUAAUUGUGGAAAGGAGGGCACCAAGGCAACUGACUCAAUAGCUAAAGACAAAAAGGGGAAACAAAAGAAAAUGGUCUCUCAUGAAGAGGCCUGUGAGUUUUUGAAGCUCAUAAAACAGAGCAAGUAUAUGGUGGUGGACCAACUAAACCGAAUUCCUGCUAGAAUAUCAUUGUUGUCAUUGACGAUAAACUCAGAACCUCAUAGAAAAUCAUUGUUGAAAGUCUUAAAUGAGGCUCACGUUGUCCAUAAUAUCUCAGUUGACAAGUUAGAAGGUAUUGUGGGCAACAUCAGUGCUAAUAAUUAUCUUACAUUCACUGAUGACGAAAUUCUCGUGGGAGGAGCGGGACAUAACAAAGCUUUGCACAUUUCUGUGAAGUGUAUGGAUCAUAUCUUGGCAAGAGUCUUAAUUGAUAACGGCUCUUCACUAAACGUAAUGCCUAAAAUGACCCUAGCAAAGUUAUCAUCAGAUGGAUCAUACAUGAAGCCAAGUACCAUGGUGGUUAAAGCAUUCGAUGGCUCUCAAAGAGAAGUGAUUGGGGAAAUAACUUUACCGGUGAUGAUUGGACCUAUUAUCUUUGAGGUAACAUUCCAUGUGAUGGAUAUCGCACCGGCCUAUAGCUAUCUCUUGGGUAGACCAUGGAUUCACUGUGCAAGGGCUGUACCUUCUACACUUCACCAGAAACUGAAGUUUAUUAUAGAUGACAAGUUAGUCAUUGUCUCAGCUGAAGAGGACCUGUUAGUAACUAAGCCUUCAUCCACCCCUUACAUUGACGUCACUGAAGAGGCUCUGGAAACCUCAUUCCAGGCACUCGAGAUUGCUAAUACGACGUAUGUGGGGGAGGGAACAUAUGUCAUGAAGCCACAACCAUCAGAUACAGCUAUGAUGAUAGCGAGAGUUAUGCUUGAGGAAGGUUACUGGCCUGGAUGCGGGUUAGGCAAAAAUGAGCAAGGAUUGAUUGAGUUGCCUAAACCAAUUGACAAUAAAGAUCAAUUUGGACUUGGUUAUAGGCCAACAAGGGCAGAUAAAAGAAGGAUAAUAGCUGAGAGAAGAGAAAAGAGGAUGGCCAAAUUAGAAAAUAGAGAGCCUGAAACUGGAAGGAUCCCCUUUUGUGAUCUCCUACAAAGCUUUCAAAGUGCAGGAUUUGAAUUUGCAGAUCCAGUGGCUGCUGUUGAGGAAGAUACCCACGGAGAUGAACAUGUUAAUUUAGUUUGGGCGUGCUCGCCGAAUACAGAGAUCGGCAAUUGGGAGAUCAUUGAGCUUCCUGUGAUUUUAGAUUCAAAAUUCAAACCUGACGAUGAUAUACUCAAAAGUGUCAAUGCUAAUAUCGCUCAGAGUAAUGUUGAAUGUCUCAUUAAUCAAGCUAGCAAUGAAACUGAGCAUGAGCACGAUCUUUCUCCUGAACUGCUAAGGCUAGUAAAGCAAGAAACUAAAGAAAUUUUGCCCCACCAAGAACCUACAAAGAUGAUUAAUCUGGGCCUCGGAGAAGAGAAAAAUGAAGUCAAAAUCGGCACCUUAUUGAAAGAGAAUGAGCGCCGCAAGUUGAUAGAACUCCUCUAUGAAUAUAAGGACAUCUUUGCAUGGUUAUACCAAGACAUGCCUGGCCUCGAUGCAAAUAUUGUGGAACAUAAAUUACCACUAAGGCCAGAAUGUCCCCCGAUCAAGCAAAAGUUAAGACGGAUGAAGCCCGAAAUGUCCUUAAAAAUCAGAGAAGAAGUGAAGAAACAACUUGAUGUUGGUUUCCUAAUUGCUGCAAAAUAUCCACAAUGGGUUGCAAACAUAGUGCCUGUCCCUAAGAAAGAUGGAAAAGUCUGA